GUCAAUGUGCUUCUUUCUAAUUCGUUGUCGCGCGCGGUCUUAGAUUUUGUAGAUCGUGUGGGCUGUGUUGUUACACAAAAAUCUUAGUGCACUCAGGUCUUCUAAGUCUGAGUUAUCAAACACUUGAUGGAUAACAGUUUUCGGUCUUCAUGCUUCAGCAGACAGUUGUUCUUAAAGACAUUCGACAUGAAAUAAAACUGAAUGCGACGUCACCCACUUUCGAAACAGCUAAACUAGUUUAGUCUGUUUGAAAUAGUGCUCCCCGGAUACGGUAUAGUGGAUAAAAACAGUUAGUAUUUUGGUUAUUUACGCGGACUAGUUGCCCUGUCAUUUGUACUUAUGUAAAAGUACACAAUAUGGUAUCAACGGUAAAGCGACCAUUGGUUAGCUUUACUGUCAACUAACGUGCCUUUUUAAUUCGUGUUCUGUGCACAUAUAUCUACAUAAGUGAGAAUGUAUGUAUGAAUGAUAGGUGAGUCUGUAACGUCUGUUGUUUAGGCGACUGAAUCUAUUGCAUCAGACCGCUCUAGAUACGAAUGUGGGAAUGCAUUAUUUAUCUAGCUUAGUAAGUAGCAUUCUUUGCUUAUUUUCGAAUAAGGAGUCCAAAUUCAUAAGUCUAAGAUGGUAAUAUCUAGUGCUUCCGGUGGUAAUUUGUUCAUGCUUGGAUUGCUUAUAUUACGACUUGUUUUAAUAUAAAAUAUUCCUAUAGUUGUCUCUAUGCCGAUGUUCUAAUCCUUUCCACCUCACCUGCAUUAUAAGCCCCUUCUAUUUCACUGAAUCCAUUUACAUGGGGUUCGGUUUUAUCUCUGAAAUCUAUUCCAUGUUGGUCGUAUUAUAGAAAGUAAAAGAAAAUAUGCAAAAGCUACUCAGUUAAACGAAUCUUUAUUGGUUAGCUAAGUGUCAGCAAGUAUUAGAAUUGUCUAAAGAUAUCAAUCACUCUUUCACUGGUCUGAAUAUGUAUGCGUCACUACUGAGUGCUACAUCAGUGUAUUAGUCUUCUGAUUAAUACUCACUUCGUCUACGAAAUUUCUGGAAUGGUUUCGCAAAGCUUAGCCGGCUUAUUCAAGCUCCAAAGGGUGAACUGGAUUUCCAACUAUAACUACUUCACAUUGUAUUAUUUGUGACAUUUUAACUUUUAAGCAUUCGCAUGAAAUAACCGUUCCUUGGUACAUGUAUCUGGUCACUCGUGUUGUUAUAUUUGGCCUUUGGAUUUGAAUUCCAGCCAUUGUGAACAGUAGUGAACUAGGAACUUCCUAUUGUAACUUUCUGUUUUAUUAUUUGCAGCUUGUGAUAUUCUCACUUUUUGUAUAUAAAUGGAAAAUUCUGGGCUAGCUACACCAGUAAAAAUAUCUCCAUAUGGUGAUGAAUUUGGAAUAACUACUCCAUCAGGCGGUUUGAUUUUCAAUCCAUUUCACAAGGAGUUUCUUAAUCGUGUUGGACAAGUGAACUUCAGCCCUGGAAUAUUUGCCUAUAAUCCAAGUCCAAUAGGUAAAAGUGGUUCAAGGAGGAAUACUCCCAGUCGGAAAAAUGCACCUUUCAACUUAUCGCCUGACAUCCAAGGAGAUUUGUUUCCUGCAGAUAUAGAUGAGAAUCCAAUUUUGCAAUUGAAACUUCAAGAAAAGCUUGAUACACAAUGUGACGAUGAAAUUCAAAAUACAAUUCACAGCUUUUUCAAGAAUCACCUAAUCGCACCUAGUCCUGAUACUUUUGUUGACUCACCAUCAAAAUCCCAUACCAGCCUCCUUCCACGGACUUCAUCUCUUCUGCCAACAGCAACUCCUUUAGGAAAAAAGAAAAAGAAUUCUUACAUGCUAGAAAACAAUUCGAAUCCCAUGUGUGAAGUUGCUGUCCAGACAGCUAUCUCUAUGCCUCCAUCAUUCGAUUUUGAAUCGAUUAUGCGAAAUGUACUUGAACAAAAUCAUUCAACAACAGAUUCAGCCAAUCAGAAAUCUAUUAUCAAGUUGAAAAGAACAUCUACUGAAUUAGAAAGUCUAACUGAUAAUCAGUUACAUUCAGAUUUAAAAUCUGCACCAGUAAUAAGUAAUAUUUCCUUGUCAGCUUGUUCAGUACAUCGUCCAGUCAGUUCAAAUUCAAAUAAUGCUAAUAGCAAUAAUUCUGCAUCAAUACAGCGUAGAAAUUCUCGUCAUUGGCUUAGUCGACGUAGUCUCUUCUCUGAUUCAUCAGAGGCUAAUGAAGAGCAUGAUUAUGCAGUUUUGGAUGGCGAUGAAUUAAAUGAACAGCGUACACUUACAUCAUCCGACGAUUUAAGUAAUCGUUGUCAUCGAGCAGACUCUUCAUCUAUUCAACCAACAUGUUCCACAUAUUUGUCUUCUACGCAAAUGGAGAAUCCUUGUACAAAAUUCAGUGUUGAAAAAUUCUGUCCAAAUGAAACCAAUUGUUCAUUGAUUAAGGAAACAGCUGCAUUACAAAUGUGUUUGCCUGCCAGCUGGGCUGAUACUGGGAUUAGUGACGAUGAUGAUAAUGAUGACGAUGAUGAUAGCUGUGAUGGGGCUACACACAAUGAAGACGGUGUGUCAAAUGCAACGGAUCUAGAUAAUUCAGUCAAUAUGCGUACGCUGAAUGGAACAACAAUUGAACAUACCAAUAAAAAUGAUGCGUCAUAUAAUUCAUUAGAUGUUGUCAGUUGUGGAGGUUGUUAUUCUAGACCAAUGCAUUUAUCUAUUGAAUAUUGUUCAUCUCAAAUGAAUUCUCCAAAACAAUCUGAUCAACAUUUUCGUUGUGGUAGCACCAGUCCAGGUGUUUGUUACACUGAUAUCUCAUUUCAUAGUCCUGAUUUAUCUCCAAUCCUGCCUGCUGCUAGACAAAUCAAUAAUAAUUCUGUUGCUUUUCUUUUGAAUUCUGUUGAAGGCAAAAAUACUCCAGAUACCCAAUUGAAUGGACUUAGUGAUAGUAGUCAUGAGGUGCCUAUGCCUGCUAAAUGCUUAUUUCCAACAAAUUUGAAUAAAUCUAACUAACACUUUAUUACUAUUAUUUAUCAGUAAUAGUUUUUAUAUUAAUAUAUUUGUAUAUUUAAUAAUACGAACAUUUGAUUGUCAUUGGUUAUAUGUUUUUAUAAUUCCUCUCUUUUUUAAUUUCCUGAAGUCGAAAUUGUAAAUUACAGCUGUUUCAGAAAAUGCCUAAUGUAUUUAUUUGCCAAAUGUGUAUAAGGCAGAAUGGAAAAUAAAUAGGCGAGGACACUUUCACUUUGUCCUCGUCCACAUAACAAAUAAAUUUUAAACUCAUUUCUGAUUGAUUUGAAAAGUUUAUGUAGAUUUAAACUUGUAUACAUCUUGAAAAUUCUUUCCAAUGUUUACUAAUUACUUAUAGUCUACUUGUAUAUUUCACCACCUUAUUUUGUAAACAGACAAGACAAUUGAUGCUUGUUUGUGUGUGUGUGUGUGUGUGUGUAUGAGCACAUAUGAAUUGAUUGUAUCCAAAUAACUAACCGAAUAUGUUGUCUUUCUUCUUUUAAUGUCUCCAUUCUGAAUGCUUAUUAUUACUAUGUGCAAUUUAAUUAUAUUAUGUUUUUUAUACAACAACGGUUUCUUUCUCUCCCUCUCUCUGGAUUUGAUUUGGUACUUUUCAUUUAAGUGAUCAAUUGUCCUUAUUUCGGUUUUUGGUGUCAUCCAAAUCAGUUGCAAAUUGAAUCUGGCCUCCUGCACUUCCUGUUGUGGAUAGUCUACACCAACAUGCGUGCAUUACUAGUAAAAGCAUUUCGUUUUAUUGCAUAAAUUCAUAGUGAUUGAUGAUAACGUGUAGACAGACGUUUCUGUGUAUUGAAACUGAGUACAUAGUUGAUGAGCUCGUCGCUGAACGAGUGAAAUGGUUAUACAAUGUGUAUUCCAUAGUAAUUUGUUUAUUGGAUUUAUCACGCAAUGAAACAGUAUUAUUUACUCGACGUUUCGAACACUAUUUAUUGUUAAUAAUCCCAUAAAUUAUAACCACACAACUCCGAAACUUUCGUUUUAUAGUUUUCUUUAUUCUUUCCUAUUUGUCGUAGAGGUAGUAGAAUUCUCCAGAUGUCUG
Molecule: messenger RNA, 4026 nt
Organism: Trichobilharzia regenti
Lineage: Eukaryota; Metazoa; Platyhelminthes; Trematoda; Strigeidida; Schistosomatidae
Source: the annotation of a GenBank genome assembly